Molecule: messenger RNA, 1348 nt
Organism: Eruca vesicaria subsp. sativa (arugula)
Lineage: Eukaryota; Viridiplantae; Streptophyta; Magnoliopsida; Brassicales; Brassicaceae
Source: the annotation of a GenBank genome assembly
CUCACCUCCUUACCUCCUCCUCAUCUUGAUCUCAAUCAAUCCACACCUUCUUCUUCAUCCACAGCAACAAUGUCUAGUUUCAGUUAUGCUUCUGCUUUCAACUUAUCCGAAAAAUCUCCUUUCAACUCUGCAAUCGCUUCCUCCUCUUCCUCUGCCAUCGAUGAUAAUGAAACCGACGACGCUUGCAGCAUCUGCCUCGAGCCUUUCACCCUCCACGACCCUGCCACUGUAACAAGUUGCAAGCAUGAAUAUCACCUUCAGUGCAUCAUUGAGUGGUCUCAGAGAAGCAAAGAGUGUCCUAUUUGCUGGCAAUUCUUUGUCCUUAAAGAUCCUCUCAGCCAAGAGCUUUUGGCUGCUGUGGACAAGGAAAGGCUGAUCAAAACCAGCAGUAACAUGAGAUCUUCAUCCUCUCCAACUUCCAUUCCUCACUCUAAUGAGGAGUACUUUCACUCAGACGAGCAGUUUAGCAGCUUUGAUGAACAAUUCCUUAGGCAUCUCACUGAAGCUGCUCAUAGACGUUGUUUGCUUCGUUCAAGGGACACUCCUAUACCCUCCAUUGAUCCCACUCCUACUGAUAUCGGCAAUCUUGCCGUUAUUUCACAUGCUGAACAUCAGGAUGCAAACCCCCCGUCUCCUGCAUCUCCUGCUGAUACCACCAAUGGAUCCAGAAUAUCCCCUGGACCUUCUCCAUCUGAAGCAUCAUCUCUUCCGGAAGCCAUUAAAUCCAAACUAGCUGCUGCUUCCGCAAGGUACAAAGAAUCCAUCUCUAAGAGUAAACAAGGUCUUAAAGAGAAGCUACUUGCUCGCAAUAACUCAGUCAAAGAACUGAGCAAAGGUGUACAACGUGAGAUGAACGCUGGAAUAGCUGGGGUUGCACGGAUGAUGGAACGCUUGGAUAUUGCUUCUAAACGUUUUGGUGGGUCUUCUACUCAUGUCUCAACUUCCGGAUUCAACUUCUCAUUCAAAGGGAAGCGUGGAGAAGAAGCCACUUCCAACAAUAAGCUGCAGGGAGGAGGAUCAUGCUAACUGAAUCAGACGAAUGGAUUAAACCAAUAAUGCAAGCGAUGUAUAUUUCUCAUGGAAUCAAGGUCUUCGCAUCCUGCAUUGUUCAGAGUUCUCAUGGUCUCUUCUCUUUUUUUGCGAUUGGUACUUAGAAGGCUAAAAUAAGUAAAAUCCUUUUCUAAGUAAUCUUUUUAUUACUCGAUUUUCAAGUCCUAGUUGGACUCAAAAACUUUGUAUUAGUUAAUAACUACAAAAGGGGUUGGGUUUAUAUGCUUUCACUCAGGAUUCGAUUAGUCUAUUAUUGCAUAUAAAGCCCAUAAAUAUAUAUCUAUACUAUUAUUUGCGA